This is a messenger RNA of Myxocyprinus asiaticus (Chinese sucker), 4520 nucleotides long. RefSeq names its product protein SPT2 homolog. The record is from RefSeq and is a predicted model, not a curated record. Gene Ontology annotation, molecular function: histone binding; DNA binding. Gene Ontology annotation, biological process: nucleosome assembly; regulation of DNA-templated transcription. The transcript has 6 exons. Gene Ontology annotation, cellular component: nucleolus. The coding region runs from base 417 to 2306 and encodes 629 amino acids. NCBI's taxonomy places the organism in Eukaryota, Metazoa, Chordata, Actinopteri, Cypriniformes, Catostomidae.
ACGAGUGUUUGGUUAUUACUUCUAGAACGCAUCAUUUCACAGGAGAAUUUCGACAUUCGCCUUGUGUUUUUUUACACUUGUGCUUUUUCUGUUUAAUAUCUUUUAAUGACACUUUGAGGUAACUCAUCCGGUGUCACUGAGCAAAAACGGAACGGAAUUAUUUUAUUUAUCGGGCAAACCCUCAGUUAAGGGUUUAAAUGUACAAUGAUUCAAUAUGACGAACAGAAGCUGAAGGCAGUUGAGCUAAUCGAGGGUUUUUCUCAACAACUCUAAUUUGCUCUAAACAACUAUUUUAUUCCAGUUUAUUUUGCUGUAUUUAAUGGUAUUAAGGCUGUUUGAGAUUACUGGUUUCCGAUUAGUAAGUGGUAGCUAUUGCUGUUAGCUAUAAAAUUGAGCUUUGAACGGCGUGAGUGAUUAUGGAUUUCGACAAUGUGCUGUCCAUCGCCUCCCAAAAUCAAGGGCUCAGCAGCGUACCGAAACGGUAUAGCUUGAAAACUGGUCCACCAAAGAAAGAUGUCAAAGUGAAAGGGGUUAAUUCAGCUGCAGUGCAAGCCUUCUUGAAGAAGCAAGCCAUAGAGCAAAAGAAAAAAGAACUACAGAAUAAGAAGGUGAAAGAAGAGCUACUUGCCAAAAGAGUUGAACUAAAAUCAGACAGGAAGGCGCGGGCAAUGGCUUCACGAACCAAGGACAAUUUCAAAGGUUACAAUGGCAUCCCUGUCAUAGAUCAGCCUAAAAAGAGGCAGUCGAAGGCAGACAGAGGUGAGGAGCAGCAGACAACUGAUAUGUAUGAUGAGGAGGAGGACAAUUAUGACUAUGAGUGUUCAGAUUCUGAAUCUGAUGAACAAAGCAGCCUGGUUAAGGCUCCGUCUAGAGAUGAUGCCCCAAACAAAGUCGACAUCAAACAGAAAAAACCCAGUGCGCCAGCUAGACCUGCCCCGCCACCCAUGAACUUUGCGGACCUCUUGAAACUUGCUCAAAAAAAGCAGUUCGAACCUGUUGAACUGAAACCAGUGAAGAAGACAACGGAGGAGAGGCUUAGAACAGCGGAAGAGAUUCGAGAACUCGAAAUGGAGCGCAAAGUUAAGAAACAGGAUAGAGGGUGGGAGACCAAACCAGACAAGAAUUCAGGACCGAAAGACAGCAGAACGCAAUCCAGCUCAAAUUCCCAAAAGAAAAAUGUCGACAGAGAUGGAAAGUUGCCCAAGACAUCAAUGGAUAAGCAUUCCUCUAGCAGUACCAACAAAAAGCCAAAGACCCAAACACCCAGUGAAAGAACUCAUGGUUCUGCCAAACUACAUGGAGACAUAGCCAGCUCAGGCUCAUCUGGUGCCUUAAAUGGUAAAUCUGCCAUAAAGAACAGUACUUCAUUACAGGCUAAACAAGCACCAGCCAGACCCUCACAGGGCCAGAGGCCUACAACCUCAAGUGACCUUACCUCAAAGAAGGGGAAUACCUCAAUACCUCAAGGGAAGUCAAGUAUUUCUGGUAGUCAUACUGGAGCUCCUGAUGUGGCUAGAUCAUCGGGUCAAGGAACACACAGAAGCUCGUGGCAGGUUAGACCUGGCCAGAGUAACUCUGAUAGGGGAGGCCAUCCUCAGAAACCAGGAAAACCAGGAAAUUUAGCUCGAUCUGGAAGUGGUGCUCCACCUCGGCCUGGUAGCAAUGGAAUUUUACGCCCCUCUUCUGAUGACCCUUUAAGGCAACCAAGACCAGGUGGUAGUUUGCAGGGUCAGCAACUUCCUGGAGGCUCUAGGGCCUCUAUAAACGGACCAAGCAAGAUGGGAGGUGGUGUUUCUGGGAGGCCAGUAAACAGCAUGGGUUCAGGCCCUGGAAGACCUCAGUGCACUGUUGUUUCAGAGACCAUUUUAUCAAAGAAUUUGGCACCAAGACCUGGGAUGACUCCAAGGCCUCCAGGACCUCAAGGCCCCAGGACCGCAGUUGGCCCCACCGGCCAUAGACUUUUGGUUAGGCCUUCUGGACCAGCACUGCCCCCAAUAACAUCAAGCUAUAAACGGAAGUAUGAGGAAGAGGAAGAGUAUGACUCGGAAAUGGAUGACUUCAUCGACGAUGAAGAACAAGAUCAAGAUGAAAUUUCAAAACAUAUCAGGGAAAUCUUUGGCUAUGACAGGAACAAAUAUAAAGAUGAAAGCGACUAUGCACUGAAGUUUAUGGAGAGCAGUUGGAAAGAACAGCAAAAAGAGGAAGCUAGGAGCCUGCGAAUGGCAGUGUUUGAAGACCAGGAGGAGGAGAGACGAGAACUCGAGGAGAUGCAGCGGAAGAAUGCCAAGAAGAGAAAACUGACAUGAUUGUGUUUUGACCACUUUUCUCUCCCUUUGCGCAAAGGACCGGUGACCAUUCCAUUCCUUAAUGACAUCUUGUUGUUUUUGUUUCUCUGCCUCAGUUUACGCCUGGGAAUCAAAGAGGAUGAAGAAGACUUGCUUAUGGAGGAGGAGGAGAUGAAAAGAAAACUAGCAAUGAAAGCAAAGUGGAAAAAGAUUUAGUUGGAUUUGAUUUCAUUGACUUUGAUGUAGUCUCAUUGAAGUGGAUGGGGUUGGAGUGGAAAGGAAAUUUCUUGCUUUCCUUGUGCCGUUGACAUUUGUUACACUUAUUUAUUUGAAUGCCCAAGCCAUGGAGCAGGUUUGCACGGUCAAGAGCCCAUCUGACGUACCUGAGAUUCGGAGAAAAUAAUAUAUGAAACUAAAAUCUGAGAAUCAUAACGCCAAUUUUUAUAUCAGUAGAAAUAAUGACUGUCUAUUAAUGUGGAUGCCUUGCAUCUCAAGCACCAACAGGCUUUGAAAUUUGUCCUAGAAUUUUUAUUAUUUGUACCAUUUAAUUGGUAAGACAGAAACUGCUAUUUCUUCCUAUGUAUUUAGUGACAUUUCACAAAUUGUUCUUGUAAGGUAAAUGACAUCACACAAUUUCAAGUUUAUCUUGCUUCAUCUAGCUAGACAACUCUUAGUCCACUAACAAAAAAAGUACAAUGGUAACCUAGUAAUGCCAUGUUUUUGGGCUUGUAAUGUGGUAAUGUCAUGUUUUUUAUGUAUAAUAGUAUAAUUGUGGCCUUUGAAGAAAUUUGAAAAGCAGUUUAAAUAACGUGGCAUAUGAAGUUACUGUAUAGUCACUCAUGGUACAUAAUAUCACCUGAUGCCAUCACAAUAUAAUUAUAAACACUAUUAGUCUGCAUUUAAAAUGCCUUGGUUUGAUGUUCUCUGAGGCAUACGGUUGAUACAGAAGACUAGUUUCGAUAAAAAAAAAAAAAAAAGUUUUUGGACAGUUGCAUUACCAACGUAUUUUUAAAAGAAAUGUACAAAGUUGCCUUUCGAAGCGUAUUCCGCCAAGACCCGCCUUUGACCUUAUCACUGUUGCUAUGAUUGGUGCCGCUAUAUGAGUGACACCUCAACUGUCCAUUCGCACUCCGCUGGUUAGUUGCUAAUAGCCAGUCCUGCCGCAAGAGGCGGGGCUUCUUGAAGGAUGGGUGGAAAAUGUCUCCGGUUACUCAUGUAACCUCUGUUCCCUUAGAUGAAGGGAAUGAGACAUUGCAAUGAACGCUAUGGGGAAAUUCCUUUUCCACAACCUAGUGGAAGACCUUGUGUCAUAAUGCCAAUCUUAGGAUUGGCAAUGAUGUUUGAGCCCUGCCUCUUUAGGUGCACAUUUUUAUGCCAAUAAAUACCUUUAUGCCAAUAGGGCAUCUAAUGCCCUGUGACUCAUAAAUGAGGGCAAUCGCAUCAACGAUCCAGUGAGAGAGCCUAUGUUUGGAGACGGGCCUUUUGUGCAUCCUCCAUAACAAUCGAAGAGCUGACCUGACAGUCUAAACUGGCGACAUGAUAUGGUCGACAUAGACCUUAAGCAUUGACGGAGUAAGACCUGUGUCCAACCGCACUUCAAGGAAUGUAAGGAUCUCCAUUAUGGAGCAAUUCACUGGGUCUUUGCUGCGUGAAGAGCACCAAUCCGCAAACACGCCAUUUUAGUGCAUAGAGACGUCUCUUAGACAGUGCUCUAGCCUGCAAAAUGGUGUUCAUUACAGACUGAGCCAGUUCGGGCUCGUUUGCUGUGCUCCGUUCAGGGGCCAUACGUGUAGGUUCCACAGCUCCAGCUGGGGAUGUCAAAUUGUGCCCUGCGCUUGAGAGAGCAGAUCCCUCCUCAGCGGUAUUUCCCAUGGAGGGCCGCCUAAUAUCUCCAUUUCUGGAAACCAUGGCUGGUUGGGCCAUUUUGGUGCAACCAACAGAACCGUUUCCUUGUCCUCUCGGACUUUGCUGAUGACAGAGUGGAGACAUACCGGGGGAAAUGCAUAUUUGCGUUUCGUCGGCCACUUGUGCGGCAUCUUCGGAACGCAGCUAUUUUUUUAUGUAAACAAGCCAUAAAUGUACAGCUUCGAUCCAUUUUAAUGGGGGAAAAACUGAAAUCUCCAAAAUGGUUGGUCAGGAUUGCAAUCAAAGAACAUAUUUAAAAUCAGCAGUAAGGCAACAAUGGUUUCAUAAAUUGUUCUUUAGCCCAGAUCGCGCCAAAAAAAUAAAAUAAAA